Messenger RNA from Lagenorhynchus albirostris (white-beaked dolphin), 577 nucleotides. Its product is annotated as small ribosomal subunit protein eS25-like. The record is from RefSeq and is a predicted model, not a curated record. Lineage: Eukaryota; Metazoa; Chordata; Mammalia; Artiodactyla; Delphinidae. The transcript is spliced from 2 exons. Gene Ontology annotation, molecular function: structural constituent of ribosome. Gene Ontology annotation, cellular component: cytosolic small ribosomal subunit. The coding region runs from base 1 to 519 and encodes 172 amino acids.
AUGGAGAAGCAGUUUUAUGCAUUAAUUCUACAUCACGGACUCCGGAGCGCGGCCGGCUGCGGCGCUUGCACACUUGGAGCACGCCUGGCUUGUCAGGAAACAGCAACGUGUGACCGCCUCACAGCUAGCCACAAAGCGCAAAAGCCGCCCAAGGAUGACAAGAAGAAGAAAGAUGCCGGAAAGUCGGCCAAGAAAGACAAAGACCCAGUGAACAAAUCUGGGGGCAAGGCCAAAAAGAAGAAGUGGUCCAAAGGCAAAGCUCGGGACAAGCUCAAUAACCUAGUCUUGUUUGACAAAGCAACGUAUGACAAACUCUGUAAAGACGUUCCAAACUAUAAGCUUAUAACUCCAGCUGUCGUCUCUGAGAGACUGAAGAUUCGUGGCUCCCUGGCCAGGGCAGCCCUGCAGGAGCUGCUUAGUAAAGGACUUAUUAAACUGGUUUCAAAGCACAGAGCUCAAGUAAUUUACACCAGAAAUACCAAGGGUGGAGAUGCUCCAGCUGCUGGUGAAGAUGCAUGAACAGGUCCCACCAGCUGUAUAUUUUGAAAAAUAAAACUUUAUUAAAUCAAAAAAAAAA